Molecule: messenger RNA, 1676 nt
Organism: Gracilinanus agilis (Agile Gracile Mouse Opossum)
Lineage: Eukaryota; Metazoa; Chordata; Mammalia; Didelphimorphia; Didelphidae
Gene: IDO1
Product: indoleamine 2,3-dioxygenase 1
Exons: 10
Coding region: 1-1200 (399 amino acids)
Biological process (GO): 'de novo' NAD+ biosynthetic process from L-tryptophan
Cellular component (GO): cytoplasm
Molecular function (GO): heme binding; L-tryptophan 2,3-dioxygenase activity; metal ion binding
Source: RefSeq, a predicted model, not a curated record
AUGGCUCUCCUAAAGAACCCAUUGAGCAACCUGGACACAUUUAACAUUUCAAAAGAUUUGGGCUUUAUUCUGGAAGACCCAUUGGAGGAACUGUCUGAUCCUUAUCAGCCCUGGAUAAAGCUUGCAAAAAAUCUGCCUUACCUGAUUGAGGCUCGGCAACUUCAGGAGGAAGUUAAAAAGCUGCCAGAGUUUAGUAUCUGCCACCUCCAAGGACAUAAGGAACUGCGCCUGGCACACCUGGCACUGGGAUUUAUCACCAUGGGCUAUGUAUGGGAAGGUGGUGACAAAGAUGUCGCACAGGUGCUGCCCAGAACAAUUGCUGUCCCUUUCUGUGAAAUCUCAAAGAAACUUGGUUUGCCUCCAAUUAUGGUAUACGCAGACUGUGUUUUGGCAAACUGGAAGAAAAAGGAUCCCUCAGGCCCCAUGACUUAUGACAACAUGGACACUCUUUUUGCAUUUCCUGGUGGGGACUGCAGCAAAGGAUUCUUUCUAGUUUCUCUACUUGUUGAAAGAGCAGCUGCUUCUGCAGUAAAGAUAAUUCCAGAUAUAUUUGAAGCAGUUAUAAAUAAAAACUUGAAGACCCUAAAAGAACAUCUCUGUACUGUGUCUUCCUCUCUUCGUGAGGCACUUCAAGUAUUCAGCCUUGUUCAUAAAUACGUGGAUCCUUAUGACUUUUUCAAAAUUCUUCGCAUUUACUUGUCUGGCUGGAAGGGUAAUGCCCUAUUGCCAGAAGGCCUGAAGUAUGAAGGGGUGUGGGAGGCCCCCAGGAAGUUUGCUGGUGGCAGUGCUGCCCAGAGCAGCAUCAUCCAGUGUUUUGAUGCCCUUCUGGGUAUCCAACAUGGAACUGUAGAUGAUAAUUCCAGUGCUCAAUUCCUCCAGGAAAUGAGGGACUACAUGCCGUCAUCUCACAAGGCUUUCCUUGAAGCAGUUGCCUCUGGCCCAUCUGUUAGAGAGUUCUGUCUUUCCAGUAAGGAUGCUGAUCUGAAGGAAAUCUAUGAUGAAUGUAUACAGGCUCUAGUUGAUCUCCGGGACUAUCACCUUCAAGUGGUGACCAAAUAUAUCAUCAUUCCAUCAAGUCGACUCAAGAACAAUGCAAAUAGGGAGAAAGUAAAAGAGAAUGAAGAGAAAGGGACAGGGGGCACAGACUUAAUGAAUUUCCUUAAGAGUGUAAGGAAUACAACCAAGAAAGCCUGCUUGUAAGAGAGCUAAUAGGUUACAACAUUCAUAUUCUAUGAGCACAAUAAUAAUAGUCAAGUUUUCUUCAUUUAAAUAUUUUUAUUGAAAAGAUUUAAAUUAUUAUUACUCAAAGAACACAUUCUUAUUAAACUUCUGUGUCAGACACAAUUCUUAGGGUACUUAGGCAAAAAAAAAUGGAUCUCCUUUCAUUGAGAUUAUAUUCUACUUAGUAGGUAUGCAGUUGAUAGUCUUCAAUCAUCAAUUAAUGAAUGAAUAAGUAUUUAUUAAGCACUUUACUAUGUAUACUGUGAUAAGUUCUAUGGAUACAAAGAAAGAAUGUUUUGGACAAAAAAAAAAAACAGUCCCCACUGUCAAGGAGUAUACAUUAUAUAUAGAGAAGAGUCUUGCAAGGAACAGUCUUCCUCAGGGCAGCUAGAUAGCUCAGUGGAUACUGAUACUUAGUAUUGAUUCCAAGAUGGAAGAUAAAAGUUUUUUUUUAA